AUUUCUUAUAAAGGGUCGCCCACUGCCUUCUUCCCUCUUUAUAUUCGCUUCGUUUCUUCUUUACAUAGACAUGAAUAUCUUAAACCAUUUCUCGUUCCUUCCCUCGUGAAAUGAAUCAAGCGGAAUUGGAGGAAGAAAAGAAGGUGGUAAAAGUAGUAGGAAUAGAGGGGACGAAAUUUAUUUGGAUCUGCUAACGUAUAUCAUGCAUAUAUAUAUAUAAACAAAGGAAGAAGGGAUGGUGGGGAGAGGGCAGAGAUGAGGAGGCGUUCUGCUAUACUUCUGAUGCCGAAGACUGCCAGAUCUUAGGAAAAAAGGCCGAUCAAUCCGCCUUAGAUCGAAGAGAGAAUGGAGUCCGAUCUUGGCAAGCUCUUCAUUGGCGGGAUCUCCUGGGAUACCAAUGAAGACCGCCUACGGGAGUACUUCAAGACUUAUGGGGAGGUGGUUGAGGCUGUAAUCAUGAAGGACCGGACUACCGGCCGUGCCCGUGGUUUCGGGUUCGUCGUGUUUGCAGACCCUGCUGUGGCUGAGAGAGUCCUCAUGGAGAUGCACGUAAUCGAUGGCCGCAAGGUGGAGGUGAAAAAAGCUGUUCCCAGGGUUGAUCAGCACAUCCUUAAUAGAAACAACACCAGUAUUCAUGGUUCUCCAGGUCCUGGCCGCACCAAGAAGAUAUUUGUGGGAGGCUUGCCACCAAAUAUAACAGAGAGUGACUUCAAAAAGUACUUUGAACAGUUUGGGAAUAUCACUGAUGUCGUCGUGAUGUAUGAUCACAACACUCAGAGGCCAAGGGGGUUUGGAUUCGUCACUUAUGACUUGGAGGAUGCUGUGGAUCAGGUAUUGCUUAAAACCUUUCAUGAGCUAAAUGGUAAGAUGGUUGAGGUCAAGAGAGCUGUUCCUAAAGAAUCGUCCCCAGCGCCCAACAUGCGCUCAUCUAUAGGGGGAUGUAAUUAUGGCCUGAAUCGGGUUAAUAGCUUUCUUAAUGGGCAUACUCAGGGUUACAAUUCAAGCUCAGUAUGUGGAUAUGGAAUGAGAAUGGAUGGUAGAUUGGGACCAGUAGCAAGUGCACAGAUUGGGUUCUCUUCUUUUAGUCCUGGUUUCAGUAUGGGGAUGAGUUUUGAGCCUGGUAUGAACACAAGCUUCGCGGGAACUUCAAGCUUCAACAACAACCUUGGAUAUGGGCGAGGUUUGAACCCUUACUAUAGUGGAAAUUCAAGUAGGUAUCAUAGUUCUAUUGGUAAUAUUGGAGGUAGUGGUAAUACUGGGUCAGUUUUUAGUUUAAUGGCUCGUAAUGCGUGGGGUAUUGGUGGCAUUAACUACGCUACAAACUCUGCAAGUUCUGAUGCCUACAUGACCUCAGGAAGUAGGAGUUUCAGUAGCUUUGGCAAUAGUAGCCUGAACUGGGCUGGAUCUUCUUCACUUAUUUCAGCUCAGGGUGGGGGCAAUGGAUCAGACUAUAAUAAUGGAAGCUUGAGUUAUGAAACUGGUGAGAAUAACCUCGGUUUGGGCCCCGGCAGUUUUGGAAGGAGUGGUCGAACUGGAGCUGCUAACACUUCCCUUACUGCAACAACCGGUGGGUAUGAAGGAGAUUAUGCGGAGCUAUAUGGUGGUAGUUCAGUUUAUGGAGACCCAACUUGGCGGUCAGCAUCCUCUGAAUUUGGUGGCACUGGCUCAUUUGAUUACCGGUUUGGGAAUGCCACCUCAGAUAUAACAGGCAAGAGCUCUGUAGCUUAUAUGGGUGGCUAUAAUGUUACUAGUGGACACCCAAAUAGAGAUUCUAAUAUGAGGAAAUUUAUGCUUGGCAGAGGGCUGACAUUUUUGCGUGCAUUUUUUCCAUCUUAGAUAUGUUCUUGUCAAGAUUGGAGCAGAGUUAUUGUGAGUGGAAAUGAAUUGCUGCAUAUGAAGAUUAUGAAGGUUUUGAUUGGUGAAGAAUCCAGUACAUCAGGUGCCUGCCUGCAAAGUUUACAUAUCCCGUAUAUUAUAUGGGUUAGUUAUUCAAAUAGAGCUAACCAGGGAGAUGUUCAGAAAUCCAGAUUUAGAGAAUUUAAAGAUAAAAAGAUUUUGUGUAAGGUUUGGGAUUUGAAUUUAAUUUCUACAUUGGGUGUGCUUUAUUUCUUGGGACUUGGUUGAGAUGUAAUAUCUGAUUGCGGGAUAUAUUCGGAAGAGUGUUCAGAUUUAUGACAGCAAUGUGCCAAAUAAACUUCUAGUAUUGUUCAAAACAAACAGAAAAGAAGGAAAGCAAACUACUUUAAUAUCUGGCAACA
This is a messenger RNA of Phoenix dactylifera (date palm), 2258 nucleotides long. RefSeq lists its product as uncharacterized. NCBI's taxonomy places the organism in Eukaryota, Viridiplantae, Streptophyta, Magnoliopsida, Arecales, Arecaceae. The record is from RefSeq and is a predicted model, not a curated record. Gene Ontology annotation, molecular function: mRNA binding. Gene Ontology annotation, biological process: regulation of translation.